Pocillopora damicornis (cauliflower coral) is the source of this 2807-nucleotide messenger RNA. RefSeq names its product aladin. Gene Ontology annotation, cellular component: nuclear pore. Lineage: Eukaryota; Metazoa; Cnidaria; Anthozoa; Scleractinia; Pocilloporidae. Gene Ontology annotation, biological process: nucleocytoplasmic transport. The record is from RefSeq and is a predicted model, not a curated record. Gene Ontology annotation, molecular function: protein binding.
AAUAAAACAAGACCUUCCCGCCAUCUUUGAAUUGCGGAACUGUGAUUGACCUCCAAACAUGGCUUCAUUGUCCGUUUUUCCAGCUCCUCCCUCAAUGGGCGAAGUAACGUUAUGUGAAAUGAAUGCCAGAUUGAUAGCUGAGGAUUACAGCACUGCAAAGUUGUCAAAAUAUGUGCCCGCAACUCAGGGGAUCAAGUAUCCUUCAAUUGAUGUAAGCAUUGAGAGUGCAAAGACAGGAAAUAACUUGUCCAGCUCUAUAGAUCCAGAUUGGGGGUCAUUAGUGAAGAAAGAAAAAAGUAUUUAUAACAAGCUUCUUAAGGUUUGGCAUUCCAAAGGAAUAUCUGAAAUGCUACAAGAGGUCAAGAAAAGCAAGGAUGAAGUUCCAUCAUGGUUUUGGCAUAUGAGCAAUGGAACAGACACUGUGGUAAGAUGGUUCUUAUCGCUGUAUGGCUACAUUUUCCCUCAUUUAAAGUUAUCCAGAGAGGAAAUGAUCGAUGCCUUUUCAUGUGUGUCUUCUUGGAAAAACUCUCACAUCAGGGCAUUUGCGUGGCACCCUCAUGUUGCUAAAUUUGUGGUGGCAUGGCAGAAUGAUUCAGUUAUGGUCUAUACAUUAUCAAGUGACUUGGUUCCUAUACUAGAGCACAAACAACAGAAAGCUGUUAGUUGCCUGGCUUGGAGACCUCUGUCAGGAUCUGUAUUAGUGGUUGGCUGUGACAGUGGUUUGUUUGUCUGGACUGUUAAUCCAUCAUCACCUAUUCUAAGACUUGGAGGUAGCUCUGUGCGUCAUCUGUCCUAUCCAGGUCAUAGCCCAGUAACAACUGUCUCAUGGAGUCCCAGUGGACAGUUGUUGGUGUCUGGUUCACCAGCAGACAGCAAUUUAAUGGUGUGGGAUGUGGCUCUGGAGACAGCCACACCCUUAUAUAGAGCAGGAGGUGGUGUAACACUCACAUCUUGGUCACCAGAUGAGAGGAAUGUAUUAAGUGCCACACCCUCUAGCUUGUUCAGAGUAUGGGAGACUCAGACUUGGACAUGUGAAAAGUGGUCCAAUUUGGCAGGGGCCUGUCAGGCAGCUUGUUGGAGUCCUGAUGGCAAGAUUCUUGUGUUUGCUGUGGCAGAUGAACCUGCUCUUUAUUCACUUCAGUUUCAGAAUGUUGACGACGGGCGCCGUAAUGCAACGGUGGCAAAAGGUGCGCGUCUGGCUGUGAGGUGUGCUGAUUUAAUGCCGCAUACCUGGGAGAAUACUGAUGGGUCAGUAACUUUGGGUGGAUGUGUGCGCUCCAUGGCUUGGGACCCAUUUGGUGAAAGACUGGCUGUUAUAUUUAAAGAUGAGAAAAAACAUGCUCAAGAACUAGUUGCUGUGUUCAAAACCAGAUUGAAACCAUCAUUUGAAAUCAUGCCAUGUGGCUUUGUAAGGGGACCUCCUGAAACAGUUCCACAAAUUGUUACUUUUCAACAAGACUUCAAGAAAGGAGCACUUCUGACUGUUUGUUGGUCAGAUGGAAGUGUAUCAUUUAUUCCUUUACUGUUUUCUCCAUCUUCUUCCGUUGGUUCCUUCCAAAAUGGAGCGUUGAAGUCACAGUGAUCGAUCAAAUGAGCUUGUAAAUAAGACUGUAUUUUAAUCAUUAUAGUAUUGAUAACGGACUCUGUAGGAGGAACGCUUUCUAUUCUCAGUGUUAUAACAAUUAACCUUUUGGGCUUUAAAUUUCACGUGUAGUAUCACGUGAUUUUUGAUGUAAACAAACCCCGAAAGUUCGGAAAUUGAGUCGAGCUCGCAGCAUAUGUGUCCAAAUUUCGGCUUUGGAAAUUUUUCUUAAAUAACUUCCCACUUUCAAGAAGCGUGUCUUAGCUCAAAAUUGACAUCGUUCUUUCGUCAUUUAUUUGAUCGUUUAUUAAGCAAGUUGUCAUUUCGCGGCCGUUUAAGCAGAUGCGAAGAAUGUUACAGGAAGCGUUGCGGCAUGGAAUAAUCGAACUAGUUCUUCAUACAGUGAUGUAUCUGAUAAGGUAUUUUCAGGGUGUUUAGUACGUAGAUUGUCAGAUAGACCCCCGUCCGACAGGAAAUUAGUGCCCACGAAUCGCAGUUGGACAAAAGGAGAGAAGGCAAAGGUGGAUAAGGUUAUGUCAUCGAGCUGUCCUUCGUGCAUACAAACGAGUCAUCUCGAUGACAUAACCUUACCCACCUUUGCCUUCUCUCCUUUUGUCCAACUGCCCCCGGAAAAUGGAAAAACUUGACUGGGUCGCCGUUGGCGUUUCUUACCCAGCAGUUGAGGUAUCGUGAAUCGUUUUUUAAGGUGCCAUAAGCUCAUCGCUUUGUCGUAACCAUUAUGUUUAGGUAUACACUUACUAAACAACUGCAAUCGUACACGUUCGUAGAGUUGAAAUCGGUUUUAUUUUUGGGAAUCAAGGCUUCCUCACGUUCUACAGCGAGCUCGACUCGAUGUCCGAAUUUUCGGGGUUUGUUUACAUAAAAAAUCAGGUGAUACUACACGUGAAAUCUAAAGCCCAAAAGGUGAAUUGGAAUUAAGUUAAAAUACCAAAUGAUUACUUCUUAAAAAAAGAACUUGUGAUGAUUCUUUGGUUUCUUGACCAACAUUUAAUUUCUCGUUACAGUAAUACUGCUAAAUCACUCAUUAAGAUCAAAUGGUUAUAGGAAAUGAUCGCCAAUCCCAAUGGGGUUUACCUUAAGCUGUAAAACGGCCAACCUAUUGGGCUGUUAGGCUCACAAAUUGACAAAAUUUAACCGCCAGUCGUAAAAAAAGUCAACUGUAAACUUUUUUCUCUUAACCAAGAAACCGAUAGCCGUAAAAUGA